AUGGCCUCGUCGUCCUCCAACGUUGUUGGGGUGCACUAUCGCGUCGGGAAGAAAAUAGGAGAGGGCUCUUUCGGUGUCAUUUUUGAAGGCACCAAUCUACUCAACAACCAACAAGUAGCAAUCAAGUUUGAACCAAGAAAGAGUGAUGCCCCUCAGCUGCGCGAUGAAUACAGGACAUACAAAAUCCUGGUCGGCUGUCCUGGCAUCCCCAAUGUCUACUACUUUGGCCAAGAGGGCCUCCACAAUAUUCUUGUGAUCGAUCUCCUCGGCCCAAGUUUGGAAGACCUCUUCGACCACUGCAACAGACGCUUCUCGAUCAAAACGGUGGUGAUGGUUGCCAAGCAGAUGGUACCAAACACUCUCCCUCCGAAUCAACUGCUGAUGCUAACUUGUUGGUCGCUGUCGAGAGUACAGACGAUCCAUGAAAAGAACUUGAUUUACCGCGACAUCAAGCCUGACAACUUCCUCAUUGGCCGGCCAGGGACCAAGGCUGCUAACGUCAUUCACGUCGUCGACUUUGGAAUGGCCAAACAAUAUAGAGAUCCAAAAACCAAGCAACACAUCCCUUACCGUGAACGAAAAUCGCUAUCGGGCACUGCACGUUAUAUGAGUAUCAAUACACAUUUGGGACGAGAACAGUCACGACGAGACGACUUGGAAGCUCUGGGCCAUGUUUUCAUGUACUUUUUGAGAGGCGGGCUACCAUGGCAGGGCCUGAAGGCAGCCACGAACAAACAAAAGUACGAGAAGAUUGGUGAGAAAAAGCAGACGACAGCUAUCAAGGAUCUAUGCGAAGGGUUUCCGGAGGAGUUUAACAAAUAUCUCAGCUAUGUCCGUAAUUUGGGCUUCGAGGACACUCCGGACUACGACUUCCUCCGGGAUCUGUUCACCCAAGCGCUCAAGAACACGGGCGAGGUGGAGGAUGGUGAAUAUGACUGGAUGAAGUUGAACGGCGGUCGCGGAUGGGAGGCUGUUAAACAACAUCCGUCGCAACUUCAUCUGCACAACACCAAUCCCCCGGCCGAUGCCUCUGCUCGUGCAUUGCACGGAGCGUCUGGCGUCCGAGGUUCAGAUGGUCAACGACCUACGCGAGACCGAGCAGCAAUAUCGGCCGACCGUUUAAACGCAGCGCAGCCCCCGCCCCCAGGGUCACCAGCGAAGCCGGGAGUAGCGGCCAUGGGGAAGAGCGCUCGAGAUCGCACAAGCGGCGCCGCCGGGGGCAAUCUCCCAAAGAGAAGCAGUGGCCUAGCGGGCCAACUGGACAUGAACACGCCUCCAGCAAGUACUCAGGCGCAGUUCCAAAACAGCAACGCCAACUUGGUGAACCAGCAGGCGAGGACGAGCCCCGCGACAGGGGCCUUGCAGAAUAACCAGGGCCGAACCACACAACAACAGGAACAGCAACCUGGGUUUUUCCAGAAGAUGAUGAAGGUGCUUUGUUGUGGUACGUGUUCCAGGCAUAUGAUAUUCUCUUGA
Molecule: messenger RNA, 1476 nt
Organism: Fonsecaea pedrosoi CBS 271.37
Lineage: Eukaryota; Fungi; Ascomycota; Eurotiomycetes; Chaetothyriales; Herpotrichiellaceae
Exons: 4
Coding region: 1-1476 (491 amino acids)
Biological process (GO): endocytosis; signal transduction; peptidyl-serine phosphorylation
Cellular component (GO): nucleus; cytoplasm
Molecular function (GO): protein serine/threonine kinase activity; ATP binding
Source: RefSeq, a predicted model, not a curated record